AAUUAACAUAAAAUUUCACAGUAAAAUGAUAACUGAGUUUUAUCAACAUGCAAAUUAGCAACUGUGUUAAAAGAUGUGUGACUACUACACAAGUGAUGCAAAGCUGCUACAUAACUCUGGUCUUUAUCUAACUGGUUCUGCAGCAAGAAAUAAAGCUGAAAGAUUUAGGGACAAACUCCCUAAGGUAAUAGAUGGAAAACUUGCAGUGGGGCAAAAUCUUUAUAAACCUCCUUUCAAACUGGCAGAAGUAAAGCUGGUGUGCUGCAUUUGCAAGUGGUUUCAGAUCUGUUGUUGAAGAGCAAAACUUAAACAAUGCAAGAGUUUCCGUUAUUUUAACAAUUACUCUUUAUUCAAGGUCCUCCCCCCAUAAUUCCUGGAACACCUCCACCGGCUUAUUCAGAAAUGCCACCACCCUACACCCCACCAAUUUCAAUGAACACUGAGCCAUCUGUGAUCUGCAGAGUUUGUCAACAGCUCAUUUACAUUAAAGGAAGGGAACACCAGCGGGUUGUGAAGUGUGCCAACUGUCAAGAAGCUACGCCUAUAAAAGCACCUCCAGCUGGCAAGAAAUACAUUCGUUGCCCAUGUAAUGCUCUGCUGACCUGCAAGGUCUCCUCCGUCAGGAUAUCUUGCCCAAGAGUUAACUGCAAGCGCAUAAUCAACCUUGCAGCACCUCCAAUGCUGCCGCCAGCAGCAACAAUACCAUCUAUGGCUAGAAGUCAGUUUAGAGUGACUUGUGGACAUUGCAAUGAGAUCUUUGUGUUUCACACAACAAGCCACCUGGCUAGAUGUCCCCACUGCAGAAGAAUAUCUUCGGUGGGACCAAAUUUUGCCAGGACUCGUGCCACUAUAUUUGCUGUCAUUGGAUUCAUCUUCCUAGCAGCAGGUGUUGGAGUUACUGUGGGAACCCUGGACCUUGCAAGAGAUUCAGGAGGUAUCUAUGUGGUUUGGAUUGGCGCAUUUGUUGCUGGUAUCCUUAACUUGAUCAGAAGUUGCUAUUACUGCACCAUGACUGUCAGUUCAAUUGAAGGAGAACCAUAAAUGGGUGUCCUUGAAGAAGGCAUCAAUAGAAAGAACAGCAAGAGAUGUCUUUGCAUGCAAUUGUUAUUUUGUAAUAAAAUCAGCCAGGAUGCUAUGCACAAAUUUGAGAAAAAACAAGUUGCAGCGCUCAGAAUAUUGCCUUGACAGUGGGCCAGAUCUUACUGUCUGAUUGUUUUUUUUUGUCUAAUUGUCUUAAUCACAUUGCAGUAUGUUCAGGUCUUUUCUUUCUUACUUGCUUACUAAUUCAACGUCCAAAUGAAUCAUUGACUGUCUGCUAUUUUGAGUACUGUACUGUGUUAGAGCAAGGCUAUUUUUUUUUUGUUAAUGGAAUUUAUGCAGUAACCUCAGGUUUCGUAAUUUUCUCAUAAUCAUUAUUUUAUUUCCACUUUAUCAUUUUUGAAUGUGCUAGGAUAAAGCAGAAUGUGAGCCAUGUUGGCUGAAGGCAUAUUUUAUUCAGCAAAGAACUUGAAAAAGAACAAAGAAGAACCUGCAACCAGAGGUCUUUGGUUGACAGUAAAUAUUGUUCAAAUGUGUGCUUGGCAUGCUAGCAAUGAAAAACCAGUUAUAAUUAUUUCACAUUAUAUAUUAGAAAUAGAGAUAUGUUAAGAAAGGAAGCAUAGUUAUCCCAAAACUAACUUUCUAAACUGAAAAUAGCAAGUUGACCCAAAUAAUUUAGUAUGUACAAAACUAAACUGCUAAUAUCAUGAAUGAAUGGCAGUCUUAAACAAGGUUUUUUAGGUGUCUUUUAGAAACUUAUCCAUCCCAGUCAUUUCAUAAAUUGAGUAGUUUUGAUCUUUAGAGGGCCCCU
Molecule: messenger RNA, 1849 nt
Organism: Pocillopora damicornis (cauliflower coral)
Lineage: Eukaryota; Metazoa; Cnidaria; Anthozoa; Scleractinia; Pocilloporidae
Product: type 1 phosphatidylinositol 4,5-bisphosphate 4-phosphatase
Biological process (GO): phosphatidylinositol dephosphorylation
Cellular component (GO): late endosome membrane; phagocytic vesicle membrane; plasma membrane
Molecular function (GO): phosphatidylinositol-4,5-bisphosphate 4-phosphatase activity
Source: RefSeq, a predicted model, not a curated record